Molecule: messenger RNA, 6328 nt
Organism: Dermacentor andersoni
Lineage: Eukaryota; Metazoa; Arthropoda; Arachnida; Ixodida; Ixodidae
Product: protein turtle homolog B-like
Source: RefSeq, a predicted model, not a curated record
AGAGCGGGAGAAGACAACGCGAAGAGCCCCGGCGCGCACCCCAGCGCGCCGCCGGAAUAUUUCGCCGUCGCGGGCAAGUGUCGCGCGCGCGCCGCAGCCGCACAGCAGCCAGCUCGGCAAGCAGCAGCCGCUCGCUUCUCCUCGCAUCGCCUCCGCAUUCGAUUCUCCAGCGACAAAAAACGCGCGCGCGCGCGAAGUCCCUCGCCGCCACUGCAGCUGGACGCACCGUUGCCUGGCGAGUGCUUACCGGACCGCCAGUGUAUGGAACUAGUGCCACCGCGUGUGCAAACAAAGAAGGCAACUUCUUCGCUGCCCUGUCGACUUAGACGACGACAGUUCGGCGGGGGAAAAGUUUGUUUGAACCCAGUUCAAAAAGUUCUCUCUUCGCGCGCGAUGCUGCCGUGAAGAGGAGUGCAAGAUUGCGGCAACGACGAUCAUAACCACUAUAAUGAUGAUUACCUUCGUUCAAGCGACUCCGUGAUUGCUUUUGCUUGUUCGACGUCCAGCCCUCGCGGGCGGUGGUCACAGCACUCAUGGAUGUCGUGACAUCGGUCUCGAUGCGAGCGCUGUGUUCCCCGUGUCUGCUCGCGCUGUUGUCCCUGGCAGCGGUGGUGACUACGACGUACUCUGAGGACGUGUCGCUCCCGCACCGACGUGCCAGAGGCCUCAUUCAGGCUCCGGCAACCAAGGAGCAACCCUUCGCGUCCAUUCUGUACACGGCCGUGAUCCGGGGAAAAGUAGCGCUGCCGUGCGACAUCACUCCGCCGUCAGCGGACGACACGGUGGCGCUGGUGCUGUGGUACAAGGACGAAGGCCCCGCGCCCAUCUACACCCUGGACGCCCGGCGCGGCCACGUGGACCAGGCGCGCCAGUCGGCCGUGAGCGAGCUGGGCGCCCGAGCCUACUUCAACAUGAUGAACCGGCCCGCCUUCCUGCAGCUCGACCCCGUCGAGGAAGAGGACGCCGGCGAGUACCGCUGCCGCGUGGACUUUCGCAAAGCGCGCUCCGUCAACACCGUGAUCAACCUCAAGGUGAUCGUGCCUCCCGGCGAUCCUGUUAUCUUGGACGAAGAUGGAAAGCAGCUGCAGGGACUGGUGGGGCCGUACAACGAAGGAGACCCGCUCACGCUGACGUGCCAAGUGGAAGUUGGCAAGCCUCGGCCGGCCGUUACCUGGUGGAAGGAUUACGCUCAGCUGGACGAGUCCUACUUCUUCUCGCCGGACGGCUCGCUGGUCAAGAACAAGCUCGAGGUGGCAGCCAUCACGCGCAACGACCUGCUCGCCACGUUCACUUGCCAGGCGGCCAACAACAACAUCACCAUACCGGCCUCGGUCUCCAUCACGCUCGACCUGAACCUGAAGCCUCUGGACGUCACUAUUCAGCCUCCCGAGCGUCCCCUGUCGGCCAACAAGGAGGUGGAGCUCGUGUGCUCGUCCAGUGGCUCGCGGCCCCCGGCCACGCUCACUUGGUGGAAGGGCGGCCAGCAAAUCCGCUCCGCCAGGGACUCUGAGGACGCCGCGGGCUCGGCAGGCGGCGGCGGAGGGCUCAGCGCCAGCACCUCAGUCCUGCUUUUCACCCCCACGGUGGACGACAACAAUCGCAUCCUGUCGUGUCGAGCCGAGAACAAGGCCAUACCCGGAAGCGCGCUCGAGGAAGGCUGGAAACUCGAAGUUUACUACACACCGAUGGUGACGCUCCAGCUGGGCGGUAAGCUCAAGGACUCCGAGAUCCAGGAAGGGCGGGACGUAUACCUCGACUGCAAGAUCGUUGCCAAUCCGUACACAACGGACGUCAGCUGGCUGUUCGAGGGUCGCGAGCUUCCCGCCAAUGCCUCGGCGGGUGUAAUUGUUAGCACCCAGAGCCUGGUGUUGCAACGUGUGCAAAGAGCGCAGCGAGGCAGAUACGCCUGCGCCGCCACCAACAAGGAAGGACGCGGUGUCAGCAACGAUCUCUACCUGCGCGUCAAAUACGCGCCCGUGUGCAAGACCCACCAGAAGUGGGUGUACGGCGCCUCACAGCAAGAGACGGUAUCGGUGCGUUGCGAGCUGGACGCCGACCCAGCCGAGACCACUUUCCGAUGGGUGUUCAACAGCUCGGCGUCCGGCCGGCGCCGAGACCUGGCGCCACAGGACGCUUCUUCGAGCGGCUCCCGAAGCACACUGGCGUUCUCUGUGCGCUCGGAUGACGACUACGGAACGCUCCUGUGCUGGGGCACGAACUCCGUGGGCAUUCAGCGGGACCCGUGCGCCUUCUCUAUCGUGCCAGCAGGGCCUCCUGACUCGGUAAUCAACUGCUCGCAAGUGAACGCCACCGAGGACGGCAUGUCCCUCGAGUGCAUAGAGGGCCCCUGGGACGGCGGCAUGGCGCCACCUGUCUUCAUCGCCGAGCUGUACGAUGCCGACUCGGGCAAUCUGCGUGCCAACCUCACGAACACGCUUGGUGCGGGAGCAGCGUUCGUGGCGCGAGGCCUGCCAGGUGGCGCCACCUUCCGGGUGCUCGUGUACGCCGCCAACGGCAAGGGUCGCAGCAACCCCUACGCCCUCAUGGCCCACACGCUCAGACCCGCGGAAAAGUUCACAGGUGUUCAAGGCAUGAUCGUUAUUCGGCCAUUUUUAGGAGUUCUCAUUGGCAUCGUCAUCGCCUUGGUCAUUGCCGCCGUCGUUGUCAUCAUCUUCAUACGGUGUAAGAAACAUGGAAGAAGCAAAGGUGCGGAAAAGGAUCAGAUGGAGGACAAAUCCAUGACCUUGCUGAAGAAAGACCCAGAUGAGUCCGUCGACUUGGAAGAGAAGGGUCCUGACAUAAUUCCUGCGACUACGGUUUUCUCCGGUUACGAUGCAGCGCACGAAAAAAUGGUUGCCCUGGCAGCGGGAAUGGAUUCCUACUCAGCACAACUGCCACUGAAGGAAAGUCUAGAAAGCUUAGGAAACCAUAGGACAGCUUCGCCGAAGAAGCAGGACGUCUGUGGCAGCGGUGGGGGCGAGGUUACGUACGCCGAGCUGUCGUUCCCCAAGGCCGUGGCCGUACUGCCCGUGCAGCAGGGAGGUACGCUACGCCGUGCCGCCGCCGCCGCCGCCGCCGCCGCUGCUGUUUCCUCGGGGACGCACAAUGGCGGCGCCAUGCCCCAGCUCCCGGAGCCACCGACGGAGUACGCGCGCAUCGACUUCCACCGGACACUGCGACCCGUGCCGGGAAACCUCGGCCUCACGGGCGAGGAGCUCGAAGACGAGGGCGGCAGCAGCUGCGAGACGCCGCUCAUGGCCAACCGCAGGGAGAGCACCGUCUAGCAACACAUGGCUGCACAGCCCAGGGACUCGACACUCUACACAAGACCCACUACUGGAACGUGCGGCGCUUCUUCAUCGGGAUCUGAUGCGAUGCUCAACUAGGUCAGUGUCAUCACAAGUGCGACACAUAUGACUCCGCGAUGAGCGACGAAGGAGUCCUCGCAACGUUUGCUGCGGGUAAACUCUACCCCAACCUAAAGGUCUGGGACAUCAUAUGACCGAUCUGAACAAGAGACGUGCGAGAGAAUGGUGCUCUCAAGGAAGUGCGGGAUGCCAUGUUUUCACUCAGUGGACUCGAAAAGAUCGACACGUACACUGUGCGGAGACGCGUGAUUUUGCUUGAAUGCUUCACAUUGGGUGACUGUGGCCAAGUGCUUUCUGUCCACAUCCAAGCUGCUCAAAGCUGCCUGUUAUAAAAUGCGAGAAGGAACUCGGAGCCAAUGCUCUCUCCUAGAAGCACUGCAGUAAGUACGUAGAAAAUGUGCUGUGUCGAAAGUACAGAAAAAGGUGUGCAUGAAACAGAAAACAAAUAAAUUAAAUUUUGUUCUACAGGGUCACAUAAAGAAAGGAUUCAAGGAGCGCAAAAUAAGUACGGUGGCUACUAUGGCUCUGAUACUUCUCGAAUAUAAUCUAAUGCACUUAAUCGCUGCAUGACACAACUAGUCACUGAUCCAUUUUGUGUGUUCUAGGUUUGCAUUGCGAAAAGGACAAUGCAAAUGCAGUUUCUAGCACCUUGGAUGUGCUCAAGUACUUGUGCCUUCUUUACAGUGCGAACGUGUGACCGUUUCUCACGACUGCGCUGCAAGUCGUUGUGUGUACGCGCAUGACACAACUAGUCAACUUUCAUUGUAUAUACUUGAAAAUGUUUUAUCCGAAAAAUAAUGUGUAAUAACGAAGAUUCUAUGUGUAUAUUUAUACAAUCACAUCGCUUGGUCAUCAUACACUGAUCAAAAUAUUUCAUCUGUCCUUGAUAAUGUCUCUCGUUCAUUGAAAUAAUUCUGAUACCUUGCAUUCCGACUUUCUUCGCUAUUUUUCCCCCAAGGCAGCGAGUUGUAAUUAACAACUGCACACAUACUUCAACUUGCUCAGGUCAAGACAUAAAUUGUUCUGCAGUAUUUUGCCAUUCCACGACUAAAAGUUUUGUCAUGUGCUUGGUACAGUUAGAAUGAUUCAUUCAUAGACUGUAACACAAUAUCUAUCUUAUUUUUGUUUCAGCAAAAAAGAAACAUGUAACAAACAAUGCAAUAAGGUGCACUGUCUUUCAUUUCAGCUUUUGUUCACCUUUGAAUGCUAGCAGUUUUCAAGCAACUCUAGUCAUAUUUUAUUACUAUUUUGCAGCACUUAUACUAGAAAACAGGCCAAAUAAGCUUACGAUUUGUUAAAAGCAACUAACUUAUGUGGACAAAGCAAUUCUGAGGAUAUUCUUUAAUAAGAGGGAAUAUAGUUAAGCAUAAUGCAAAAUAAGUAUUUGAUACAUUUUCCACCAUUUUGUCUAUACGGAGUAUGUGCAGUAUUUGAAUGAAAAUGUAUUACUGAAUGAAACAUGAUGAAACAGAAAAUACAUGACCAGGUUAGAAGCAGUUUGUGCUCUCUACAUACAUAUUAUACAUAGUAAACACAUGCCAAAGGCCCGUAACAUUACUUGCUCACUGAUUUCAUGUGGUCCAUCAUUCGUUACUGCGUAAAUAUAACCGAGAUAUUGUACAUUUUAAGUCUGAGGGUAGGAACCUACUUUUCUGAUAUCUGAGUAAAGGACAUGAAGAAAUAAAGGCAGAUCUGUCAGUUCAGAAGCAGUAUAAAUGGCACAUGACGAUGCACUUGACACCUAGAAAGAAGCUCAGAAUAUUAACUUUUAUUACAGUGAUUGGUCAUUUGUUUGCUGCAUAAAUAAGGUUCAGUAAUUUAGCAUAGAAUUGCACAACUGAACAAUGUUAUUGUGCCGAAGUUUCGAAAGUAGUCCUCCAGACAGCUGUGCAAAUCCUAAUGCAAAGUAUGUUAACAAAUGAUGUUGCAACAUAUCAUGCUUGUGAAAUUUUGCUGAGACAAGCACUGUAUUGUUUCUUUUACUUUGAUUAUUUGUUGCCCCUCCAAAGCAAUCUUAAUUGAUUGCUUUGAUUCAGCUCUUGUGACUGUUAGUGUUUACUGCAUGUGCUUUAUGAUGUUUCUUUUGAUCUGUGCAGUUGCAACUGGAAUAUUUAUUUAAAACUGCCCUCUGAAAUGCAUGUACAGUGAUAUUCUUGUUCUGUUGUUUUAGACUCUAGAUCAUCUUCUCAGGGUUCGUUUACUUUCUGUUACAGCUUAGCUGUUCAGCCUUAAGAUUAGCAUGGUACCAUAUUCAUAAAGCCCCUGCAUAAAAUAUAAUUUUUAUUAAUGGUCUGACCAUAAAUUGGCACUUCGAAUAGUUCUUGUUUCAGGCAAGUAUGCAAUCAGAAUGAAACUGUACCAGCAAACAAAAUACCUUGUAAAUAACUUCAUACCCUGCUGACCAUGGCAUUACUGGAAAGAGCUAGGGUUGUGCCUACAUAACUAGCCAUUUCCAGUCAUGCAUUCAUUUCUACCUUCCUUCUGUAGCGUUAAAUGGUGCAUAACAUUUUCACCCUGUCAGUGUAUGAAUACGCUGAGGCUGUCGGAUGACGUGAAAAAGCCGUUGCUCACACUAUUUAAGGAGCAUUCCUGUGAGUAUGUGAACUGCACGCUUAUUUACCAAGGUUUUCUUCUAAAUUAUUUGCUAUGUGCUUCGACUGUGUUUUUGUCAUGUGAUACAACUCACAAGUGCCUAUUUACAGCGAGAUGACAGCAGAGAGAAAUGUAUAAUUCCUCCUGAAAACAUUCAACGUCAAUGGCGGGUACCUGGAGGUACCGUGGGUGAAGUUGCUUACAUCGAGUAAUCUUCACAAAUUAUUGUGCAUAGUGUAAGAUAUAAAUGAAACAGUAGGUCUGCUUUUUUUUACACUGUUUCUCUAAGUGUUACAUAUAGGCUGUGUGCAUUAAAAUGAGAGGUUAUGAAUCUCCUGCAAAUAAACUAUAGUUUUUUUAUGUGUUCA